Molecule: messenger RNA, 1764 nt
Organism: Lepus europaeus (European hare)
Lineage: Eukaryota; Metazoa; Chordata; Mammalia; Lagomorpha; Leporidae
Gene: NME8
Product: NME/NM23 family member 8
Exons: 15
Coding region: 1-1764 (587 amino acids)
Source: RefSeq, a predicted model, not a curated record
AUGGCAAGCAAAAAGCGAGAAGUUCAGUUACAGAUAGUCAUCAAUAGUCAGAGCCUGUGGGAUGAGAUGCUACAGAACAAAGGAUUGACAGUGAUCGAUGUUUACCAAGCCUGGUGUGGACCUUGCAAAGCAAUGCAAACAUUGUUCCGAAAAUUGAAAAAUGAACUGAAUGAAGAGGAAAUUCUGCACUUUGUUGUUGCAGAAGCUGACAGCAUUGCAACUUUGCAGCCAUUUAGAGAUAAAUGUGAACCUGUUUUUCUCUUUAGUCUUUAUGGAAAAAUAAUUGCAAAAAUUCAAGGUGCGAAUGCACCACUUGUUAGUAAAAAAAUUAUUAGCUUGAUCAAUGAUGAGAGGAAAAUUGCAGCAGGUGAAAUGGCUCGCCCUCAGUAUCAUGAAAUUCCACUCAUAGACUCAGAUACAGAAGAGGUCGAGCAAGUCCACGCUAAAACUGUUGAGGAUCUAUACACUAUUGUUAUAAUCAAACCUGAUGCUGUGAUUAGUAGAAAAGCUUUACAAAUUAAAGAAACAAUUACCAAUGCCGGAUUCGUCAUAGAAGCACAGGAUAAGACCGUACUCACUGAAGAACAAGUUAGAAACUUUUAUAGUCAAAUGGCAGAUCAGCCUGACUUUGAGGAGUUUGUGUCUUUCAUGACAAAUGGCCUAAGCUGGGUGCUAGUUGUAUCUCAAGGACAUGAGCCACCUGUUUCCUGGGAAGAAAGUGAGCCUCAGCUUGAGACUGAAUUGAAAGACACAUCUGAAAGUUCACCGGAGGCUGAUGUGAAGUCCACAACGGCAGUGACAAAGAAGCAGCAGAACAGUUUACAAGAAUAUCUGGUAAAACAAAACAUAUCGCAGUUUUGUGAUGUUGAAGAGAAUGUAACCAGUUCUACUAACUUAAUUGAUAUAUUCUUCCCUGAUUUUAAAAUAAUGAAAAGCAUGAAAUUGGAAAGGACACUGGCAUUACUUCGACCAAAUCUCUUUCAACAAAGGAAAGAUGAUGUUUUGAGUAUUAUUAAAGAUGAAGGCUUUAAAAUAUUGAUGGAAAGGCAAAUAGUACUAUCAGAAAGAGAAGCACAAACACUGUGCAAGGGAUAUGAAAAUGAAGAAUAUUUUGAACAACUUAUAGAAUACAUGACCAGUGGUCCAUCUCUUGCCCUAGUUUUACUGAGAGACAAUGGUUUGCAAUACUGGAAACAGUUACUGGGUCCAAAAACUGUUGAAGAAGCCAAUGAAUAUUAUCCUGACAGUUUAUGUGCACAGUUUGCAAUGGGAAGUUUGCCCAUCAACCAGUUGUAUGGAAGUGACUCAACAGAAAUGGCUGAAAGGGAAAUAGAGUAUUUCUUUCCUAUACAAAGUACUUUAGCAUUGAUUAAACCUCAUAUAACGCGUGAACAAAGAGGGGAGAUCCUGAAGAUUAUUAAGGAGGCUGGAUUUGUUUUGACCCAGAUGAAGGAAAUGCUCCUAACUCCAGAGUAUGCUGGCAAAAUCUAUUUCAAAAUAACAGGAAAAGACUUUUAUAAAGAUGUUUUGGAAGCAUUGACUGAGGGCCCAUGUCUGGUCAUGGUUUUGACCAAGUGGAAUGCUAUUGUGGACUGGAGACGAUUGAUGGGUCCAACAGACCCAGAGGAAGCCACAUUACUGUCCCCGAACUCCAUCCGAGCCCAGUUUGGAAUAAGCAAGCUGAAAAAUGCUGUCCAUGGAUCAUCUAAUGAUUCUGAGGCAAUAGAGAGCAUUAAUGGGAUGUUUGGAGAGUUGGUUCCUUAG